AUGGUGAAACGGAAACACAGUGCAGAGGAAGAAGUCGGUGGCAUCAAGAGAUUUAAGCAAACGACUCUUGCGGACCCACCAGCUUUGGCCACUUCGGACAAUUGGACACAGGGAAUUUCGCUGCUGACCUACAAAGAUCCUGAGGCAAAGACCUCCUCUAAAGUCCUAGCUUUGGAUUUAGACGGUACCAUUAUUACACCAGCAUCUGGUCGAGUUUUUCCAGUGGAUGGCAAUGAUUGGAAGUUCAUUUCACCACGCAUCCCUGAUAUCCUAAAGUCCUAUGUGGACGACGGCUAUGCAAUUGUCAUCAUGUCCAAUCAGGGUGGUUUGGAAAAAAUGCAGGAAAAGAAGAUUCCCGAAUUCAAAGCUAAAAUUGAGGCAGUGUUUAAGAAAAUUGGUGUUCCUAUGCGGGCCUAUUUCGCCGUUUCAACUGAUUUCAACAGAAAGCCACGAAUAGGCAUGUGGCAAGCUCUGGAAGCAGAUAACGAUGGCAUAGAAAUUGAUAGGAAGGCCUCUAUCUUCUGUGGAGAUGCUGCAGGACGAGUAGCCAAGGGCAAGGCUAAGCAGGAUCACUCGCACUGUGAUCGCCUGUUCGCUGCGAACCUAGGAGUGCCUUUUAAAACGCCAGAGGAGUUGUGGGGAGAAGGUGAGAGGGUUGAUUCCACCUAUCCUCUCCUAUUCGAUCCAAAACAGUUUCAAGAUUCUGCCUUUUCAAAAUCGUCACCUGUGCCUCCUCCUUUGAAGGAUUUUCCAGCAAAAGGCACUGUGCUUAUUCUCAUGGUUGGAUACCCCGCUUCUGGCAAAUCGACCUUCUGCAACAGCCACUUGAGUCAGAUGGGCUACGUACUCAUAAGUAGGGACGUGCUCAAAGAUAUGAAGAAGUGCAUAGCAAGAUGUAAGCAGUUGCUGAAGGCCGGCUCUUCUGUUGUUGUUGACAAUACUAACAUGACUACAGCUUCAAGGCAGCCCUUCCUCGAAGCCUCGAAAUCUCUUGGGGUGCCAGCUUACGCCUGUGUCAUGCAGACGAGUUUGGAUCAUUGCAGACACAAUGAAAUGGCGAAUAAAACAUUGGCUUACCAUUCUCCACGUUGGUUGUGGAUAAAAGUUGGUGACCCCUUCUUCUCCCUUCAGUUUCGACAGCUCACAUCCAAGAAUCACAGCAAAAUCAGUACUCUUGUCUUCAAUCAAAUGAAGAAACAUUACGAAAAACCGACAAAGAAUGAGGGUUUCGCGGAGAUUUUUGAUAUUCCUUUUGUUCCAGACCUCUCAUCUGAUGCUCAGCACACUCUGUACUUUCAGUACCUCUUGGAGAAAUGA
Hydatigera taeniaeformis is the source of this 1317-nucleotide messenger RNA. NCBI's taxonomy places the organism in Eukaryota, Metazoa, Platyhelminthes, Cestoda, Cyclophyllidea, Taeniidae. The record is from the annotation of a GenBank genome assembly.